This is a messenger RNA of Haliotis rufescens (red abalone), 354 nucleotides long. RefSeq names its product ABC transporter G family member 7-like. Bases 1 to 354 code for a protein of 117 amino acids. The record is from RefSeq and is a predicted model, not a curated record. The transcript has a single exon. Lineage: Eukaryota; Metazoa; Mollusca; Gastropoda; Lepetellida; Haliotidae.
AUGGACAACAACGUGGACAACGCAAUGGUCCAUAAAGUGGACAACGACAUGGACACUUACGUGGACAACGACAUGGGCAAUAACAUGGUAAACAACGUGGACAACAACUUGGACAACGACAUGAACAAUAACGUAGACAACAACAUGGGUAACGACAUGGACCACAACGUGGACAACGACAUGGGUAACGACAUGGACAACAACGUGAGCAACGACAUGGACAACGACAUGGGCAACAACGUGGACAACAACGUGAACAACGACAUGGACAACGACAUGGGCAAUAACAUGGUAAACAACGUGGACAACAACUUGGACAACGACAUGAACAGUAACGUGGACAACAACAUGUAA